Messenger RNA from Vicia villosa (hairy vetch), 1094 nucleotides. RefSeq names its product dof zinc finger protein DOF4.6-like. Bases 136 to 879 code for a protein of 247 amino acids. The transcript is spliced from 2 exons. NCBI's taxonomy places the organism in Eukaryota, Viridiplantae, Streptophyta, Magnoliopsida, Fabales, Fabaceae. The record is from RefSeq and is a predicted model, not a curated record. Gene Ontology annotation, biological process: regulation of DNA-templated transcription. Gene Ontology annotation, molecular function: DNA-binding transcription factor activity; DNA binding.
AGUAUACCACCCCACUCACAUUCCUCUCAAAAACAUUCCCUUUUCCUACACAACCUUUCAACUCUCAUCAUCUCUCUCUCUCUCAACUUUUUUUGAGUAUCAUCUUCACCAUCCUUUGAUCAUCAUCAUCAAUCCAUGGACACAACUCAAUGGCCUCAGGAGAUUACGGUGAAGCCACUAGCCACAAACACAACUGAAAAGAAACCAAGGCCAGAAAAACAAGCUAUUAACUGUCCAAGGUGCAAUUCACUCAACACAAAAUUCUGUUACUACAACAACUACAGCUUAACUCAACCAAGAUACUACUGCAAAACAUGUAGAAGGUACUGGACUCAAGGUGGAACCAUUCGAAACAUUCCUGUUGGGGGUGGAACAAGAAAAAACAACAAAGUCAUGAGAACUUCCUCUAAUCUUGUUCCAAACGAAACAAAAAACCUAGUACCUAGUAUUCUUGUUCCAAAUGAAACAAAAAACCUAGUACCUAGUAUUCUUGUUCCUAGUUCUCAAAAUCCAAACCAUCAUGGAAAAGGACAAGAUCUGAAUUUGGAUUUCAGUACUGCUGCUUCUUGUCACAAUUUUCCAGCAAUGGAGGUUCUUACUGGGAUAAAUUCUUCAAGCUCAAGGGGGUUUCAUUCUUUUAUGCCUGUUCAACUUCAAGGCACUAAUGUUGGGUUUCCUUUGCAAGAUUUUAAGCAAGUGCCAAUGAAUUUCUGUUUGGAUGGGAUUGGUGGAAAUGGUUAUGCAAAUGAAGGAAGGGUUUGUAGCAAUGAUAACCCAAUAUUGGGUUUGGAUCAGAAUAGUAUUAAGGGAGAUCAACAAGGUUAUACAAGUGGAUUUUGGAAUGGAAUGUUGGGAGGUGGAGGAUAUAAUGGUAAUUAACUAAACAAAAGUCAUCGAGAUGUUUCUUAGUAUUAUUGCUAACUUGAUUUCUUCUCUAAAUUUCUAGUACUAGCUAGCUGUUGUUGAAUUAUCUAGAUGAAUUAAGGAUGAAAAAAAAAAAUUGAUCUUCAAUUUUAGUGUACGUUUAUGACAAUUAGAGAUUAGUUUUAUGUCUUGUUUAUCAUUGUUAAUUAUUUCAACUAUUUUUAGUGGUG